Spodoptera littoralis (African cotton leafworm) is the source of this 753-nucleotide messenger RNA. The record is from the annotation of a GenBank genome assembly. NCBI's taxonomy places the organism in Eukaryota, Metazoa, Arthropoda, Insecta, Lepidoptera, Noctuidae.
AUGGAAGAAGCUGUUUCUGUCAAGCAUGAGGGUAAAAACCUUGAUAUAAAGCAAGAAAAACAAGAAAAUUUGGAGACUUAUAAGCUCGAAUAUGAUUCGGGAAGUCAGGAUAGCAGCAAAAGUGGAAGCGGGGGCUAUCAACGAUGGGCGCCCAAUUUGAAUGGUGUAAGAAAAAGCGCAUUUACGCCGUACAAAUCUGUGCAGUGUACUGCAUUAACCAAUUUGCAGAGAGGUAAUACGCAGGCGCGAGUCCCGGAGUUGCCCCAGCCAGAUUGUAGCUUACACGCUAAGGCUGGUCGCGGAGAAAUAACUCGUGACGACGUGAAACUGGAGCAGUAUGUUGACAUCACUGAUGAGCAUGGACUUACUGCCCUGCACUGGGCAGCCAGCUAUGGGCAGUUAAACAGCUGCCAGGACUUGGUGUGGUGUGGUGCCAAUGUGAACAUGCGGGGCCCCGAGGGGGAGACGGCACUACACCUGGCAGCUGCGGGGGGACACCAUGAGGUUGUGAAGUUUCUUCUCAAUGAAGGAGCUGAUGCUGACAUACAGGAUGAUUCUGGUAGCACAGCAUUGAUGUAUGCAGCAGCAGCUGACUUCCCUUACACUUGCAAUGAGCUCCUUAUCCGAGGAGCUGAUCUCACUCUUACCAAUGAUUAUGACCAAGAUGCUUACACACUGACCACUACCAAUAACUGCAAACUGGCACAAACUGUGAUAGAGAAUUUUUUGAUUGGUUGCCUCAGCAAAAUGUAA